Vanrija pseudolonga is the source of this 1844-nucleotide messenger RNA. It is a transcript of the gene DBP8, whose product is annotated as ATP-dependent RNA helicase DBP8. Gene Ontology annotation, molecular function: RNA helicase activity; ATP binding; nucleic acid binding. NCBI's taxonomy places the organism in Eukaryota, Fungi, Basidiomycota, Tremellomycetes, Trichosporonales, Trichosporonaceae. Bases 7 to 1791 code for a protein of 594 amino acids. The record is from RefSeq and is a predicted model, not a curated record. The transcript has 3 exons.
CACAACAUGUCCGGCACAACAUUAAAACAGCGCAAGAGCGACGCCAACGGCGCCGGAGUGCUCGACCAGAGCGAGGUCAUGAAGGCCAUGCUGGCGGCCCGGGCUCAGGCCGCCGGCAGCGGUAGCGGCAGUGACGACGACGACGAGAGCGGGUCUGACGAGGACGAGGACGAGUCUGGCAGCGAGUCCGGGGACGACAGCGACGCCGAAGCCGGCUCGGCUGCCAAGUCUCUUGCCUCCUCUGCCUCCCGCUCGCCUUCGCCACCACCCCGUGUUGCCCCAACGUCCGUGGCCACCACCUCGCGCGUCAAGCUCCCACCUCGCGCCGACGCGAAGGGUAAGGCUGCUGCGACCCCAGCCGACGCCUUUGACGGCCCCCGCGCGGCCGAGCACGACACGUUCGCGUCCCUCGGCCUCUCUGCCCCAAUCAUCAACGCGCUGGCAGUCAUGAACAUCCGCAAGCCGACCGAGAUCCAGUCGGCAUGCGUGCCCCCCAUCCUGGCCGGGCGCGACUGUAUCGGCGGGGCGAAGACGGGCAGCGGAAAGACGAUGGCGUUCGCCCUGCCCAUCCUCGAGUCGAUCGCGCGCGACCCGUUCGGCGUGUACGCCGUCGUCCUUACGCCGACCCGCGAGCUCGCGUACCAGCUCAGCGAGCAGUUCCUCGCCAUCGGCCGUCCCCUCGGCCUGACGACAGCGACGAUCGUCGGCGGAAUGGACAUGCUCUCGCAGGCGCAGGAGCUCGAGCGCCGCCCGCACGUCAUUGUCGCCACGCCUGGGCGGCUGGUCGACCUGCUCCGCUCCGACGCAGUCGGCAAGGGCAAGCUGUCGCGCGUGCGCACGCUCGUGCUCGACGAGGCAGACCGCAUGCUCACGCCGACGUUUGCGCCCGAACUCGCAUUCCUCUUCGAGCAGAUCCCCGCCAAGCGCCAGACCCUGCUCUUCACCGCUACGAUCUCGGACGCGAUCAUGGACCUGGCGAAGAAGCCCCCACCAGCAGGCAAGCAGCCGCCGUUUGUCUACCGCGUGGCGUCGGACACGCUCACCGUCGACCGCCUGAAGCAGAAGUACCUCUUCAUUCCAAGCCAGAUCCGCGACCCCUACCUCUACUACCUGCUGCUGCACCCUCCGUCCGACAUUGACGUGGCGCUGCGGCACAAGGUGGUCAAGCCGAAGGACAACAAGAAGAAGAAGCAGCAGCAGCAGCGGGGGAAGCGCCAACGCUCUGAAACGCCAGAGGACGACGAGGCGGCCUCCAUCCCACCAACAAUAGUGUUCACGCAGCGAUGCGCGACGGCACACCUCGUGCACCUGAUGCUGCAGGAGCUCGGCAUCCCGUCCGUGCCGCUGCACUCGCACCUGACCCAGCCCCAGCGGCUGUUGUCACUCGCGCGCUUCCGCGCCGCCGAGGUGCCAGUGCUGGUGACGACCGACGUCGGAUCGCGUGGUCUCGAUAUUCCCGAAGUCGCCAUGGUCGUCAACUGGGACUGCCCGCGCCGCGGCGACGACUACGUGCACCGUGUCGGUCGUACCGCCCGUGCUGGGCGCGGUGGUGUGGCCGUCACAGUCGUGACGGAGCACGACGUCGAGCUGGUCAAGAGCAUCGAGGAGGAGGUCAAGGUGACCCUCACUGAGCUCGAACUGCCCGAGGAGACGGUGCUCGAGAACCUCAACAAGGUGUCGGUUGCCCGCCGUGUGGCCACGAUGGAGAUGCACGACUCGGGCUUUGGCGAGCGCCAGGCGAUCAACAAGGCCAAGGCGAUCAAGCGGGCCCGCCGCGACGCGGCGAAGUAGGGUGCCAGUGCCCCAACCCCUCUGUAGACAUAGACUAUGCCAUUAUAUUGCAU